This is a messenger RNA of Acanthoscelides obtectus, 21854 nucleotides long. Lineage: Eukaryota; Metazoa; Arthropoda; Insecta; Coleoptera; Chrysomelidae. The record is from the annotation of a GenBank genome assembly.
CGCGGUCCGCGAUGCCGGUAUCACACCAAACGCUCUAACCGUUAAACAAUUUUUGACAACAUUAUUAAUUUGUUUAUGGACAUACUUUUACACGCAUCUCAGAAUCGUUUUUACGAUACUUUGUAUACUUUACAAUAAAUUUUACGGAUUGUUUAAGUUGUAAUCAAUAAGUUACGUGUGUGCUGUUUUUAAGUGUGUGUUAAUGUUUGUUAAACUGGAGGUGUUUUGAUUUGUUGGAAAAUUAAGGAUUUUUUGUUUUGUGCGAGAGGUUGAAAGCUUGCUGCCAAUAUGACGGACGAGUACGAUUUUGGACAUGAACUAGGGAAUGUUCCAUGGAGGCUAGUAGAGCAGAUGCAGCCACAACCAUUCAGGACGUUUAGGACUGAAUUCCAUAUGAGCAGUGCUAGUGAACACACUGCUACUUAUACCACGACCACACACUACAGUAAACAAUAUGUGAAAACAAGCCACCGCACUUCAGGUGAAAACGGCACAACGAUAACUAUAGGUGGCAGAUCGCCUCCUGACGAACCAGAUAGAGUGCUGAAUGGAGGUCGACCCCCCGACAGACACACCACACUCACGCACAUAGGAGAACCCCGAGUGGAGUUCGCUGAAAUUAGGGCUUCAAAGAGGGUCAGAAAGGUGCACGAGAGCAUUGGCACCGAUAAUAUCGCGGAUGCUGCUGGAAUUGUGAAUCCGUUUACCGGGGAGUACAUGACAAUUAAGGACGCCAUUUCGGAACGCAUUCUAGACGUCAGAACAGGAAAAAUUGUAGCAUCACCUGACGGGACACAAAUGACAAUUGAUGAAGCAAGGAAAGCUGGAUUAAUCGCACCGUCUGUUGCUGAGAAGUUACAUAGUCCUUGUGGAAUAAAUGAAAAUGGCAGGGAGCUGACCCUGCUAGAAGCCAUCCAACGGGAGCUUUACGAGGCUGAGCACGGUUCGGCAGACACCAGCGAAAAGCGGAUGAAGGUAACCCCUGCCGAGCACAGCUCCACGAUAAAUCAAGCCAUAGAUGAUGGUAGGGUAGACGUGACAGCUGGCACCUACCUCCUCGACUCAGGAGAAAGGAUCGAUAUCAGGGAAGCGUACAGGAGGGGAUACCUCCUGCAGCACACGGAAGUCAAACUGCAGACUGGCGCAGUCCCGUUGUCAGACGCUAUCACCCAAGGGUUGCUCGACGAGAAGACUGGGUGGAUUGUGGACAGAAACACGGGAAAUAAGUAUCAGGUCGAUGCGGCUAUUAAGUGCAAUGUCGUAGAUGGAGAUGUUAGAGAGGUCGUAGAUCCUAAGACUGACUCGAAGGUCACUGUAAUCCAAGCGCUAGACAAACACAUCAUUAACCCUAAACUCGGAAAAUACGUUUUCGGUCAUGAGAAACUUAGUUUCUUGGAAGCCAAGCGGCGCGGUCUUAUCGUCAAACCAAAAACUCUUAAAGAAAUUGUUGAUGACGAACUUAUCGACGAUAGCGGUAAAAUUUCCUCACCUAUGCAUCAGUCAAAACUAACCUUAUUAGAAGCAGCGAACCGUGGCGUAUUAGACGUUGACUCGAUAAGAUCCAUCUUAGACCUUAGAAAUAACGAAUACCUUACUUUGAGUGAAGCAUUACGAGAAGGUAUUAUUACUCCUGAUAGUAAGUACCAUAACUCUGUUACGAACGAACUCAUGACAAUACCGCAAGCUGUUGGCCGAGGUUACGUCAUUUCCGUUGUCAGAAAGUCUAUUUUCGACGUUGACGGUUUUCAACCACCCGAUAAGUCGGAUCAUAUUAGCUUCAACGCAGCUAACGCAAAAGGCUAUAUCAGUAAAAAUAACAACGGGAGUUUAUUAGUGAGUAAAAAGAGUGGAAAACUCAUACCUUUCUUCGAAGCUGUUAAAUCAGGUGAAGUCAAACCAGAGGUAUACGAAAUGUUGACGCGCCCUAUCGGCAUCGUCGAAAAUCAAAAAGAACUAAACGUAUUAGAAGCAGUAUUCCGUGGAUAUAUCGACCCCAAAACCGGCAAUUUAAUCGAUCUAAGUACCAAUAAAGUAAUUUAUCUCAACGAGGCUAUAGCCCAGCAUCUUAUCACUCCUGAAGGUGCUGCAAUGCUUAAUAGCCUCCUAAAUCUCAACGUAUCUACAAAAAUCACACGCACUCUAGUUCAAAGGUACGUCACCGUAACUAGUAGAGACGUCAAACAAGAAGUCAUCACAUAUACUGAAGCCCUAAGACAAGGAUUGAUUGACAAUGAAAACCAAACUUACACGGAUCCUGUGACCAAAGAGGUCAUACCCAUUGUUCAAGCUAUAAGUGAAGGUAAACUAGCUCCUGAUGCUGACAGCUCUGAAAAAGUAGUUAUCAACGCUGUGCCAAAGUCUUCUACGUCGACUGUGAUCAAAAUUAUUAGCAAGAAAGAAUCUCCCCAACUUACAGAGUUUACACAAAAGAAGAGCAGUCUGACCUCGGAGUUCAUAGCCUGCGAAAAACAAGAACUAGAGAAACAAGUAUUUGAAGUGCCAAAAGAGGGAUGGUUGUUAGGCACAGCGAUAGAGCAAGGAUUGUAUGAUCCAACCACAGGUAUGUUCAGCAUCCCUGGCUCUGGAAGAUUUAUAAACUUUGAAGAGUGCAUCAGUGUCAAACUAAUAAACCCUGCAUCCGCAUCUGUGAUUGACCCUACAACUAAGCAAAAAAUAAGCAUCACUUCAGCUUUAGAGAAAGAUGUUCUUGAUAGCACUGGACACUAUAGUUUAGAUAAAGGUACUAAAAUAACAAUGAAGGAAGCUAUAGACAGAGGAUAUAUCCUUUUAGAAGAGCCCAUGGAUGUAGAUCAGACAUCCCAAAAAACGGUUCAGAUCACGAGGGCAGAUGGAGAACCUGUCAAAGUACAAAUAGAGUCAGCUCCAAACACUUUUAUGGAUAUCUCUAGUACUACCCACGACGAGCCGAUUCAGGUACAACCUGGUGUUAUCUACGAUCCUCAGACCGACCUCGUUUUGUAUCCAGAGCAGAAGAAAACAUCAAACCUAAUAACUGCUGUUUUAGAUAGAAAGAUCCCCGAAGAGUCGGUUAUCGUCAAAGAUCCUCAAACUGGGCGUCAAAUCCCCAUCAAUCAAGCUAUAGAGAAGAAGAUUGUUGACCCGAAGGAAGGCACUUACACAGACAAAUCUGGCCAGAAGAUUUCACUCAAAGACGCUGCCAAAAUUGGGCUACUCUCUGUCAUUGGUGCACCAGUAUUAGGCUCUAAAGCUAUAGUCAAAAUAGUCAAACAGACGUUCGUAGUUGACCCUAACACUGGCAAACAAAUGCCUGCUGAAAAAGCUUUGCAAGAAGGUGUUAUCGAUCAAAAGCAGUACGAUGACAUGAAGGCGCUUGAAGGUGGAUCUUCCAGUCCUGUAAAUAUUGUAGAUCACACCACAGGAAAAGUAUAUUCUCCUGAAGAGGCAGUAGAGCAAGGUAUUGCAACAGCCCAACAGAUGGAGCGACUACAACCUCAGGUUGCUACAACCCAGAAAGCCAAAACCUUGAGCACGGCUACCAUAAGCUUAGAAGAUGGUAUGUCAGAGGCUGACAAGACCAGGGCUAGGAUAACCAUCGAACCAACAUAUAGUGUCAAAAUUGGAAGGGCACAAUCGCUUAGCCCGGAACGUGAAGCUAAGAAAGUCGUUUUACAAAAACUGAGGAAGAAAAUUGUGAGACCAAAAGAUGCUCUUAAGACAGGAAUAGUCGACGAAGAUACAGCUGAACUACUCGACAAGAAAGAUACUUUUAUGACUCCCGAAGGUCACAAAUUAACUUUACAAGAAGCGAUGGAAGCUAACAAGCUUUCCGGAGAGCAGGGUAAGAUCGUUGAUCCGCAAAGGGGUGAUCUCCUUAACAUAAAUGAAGCUAUAAACAGGGGUAUCCUGGACACAGAGGGUACCAACGAACUCCUAGUGCCUUUGAACCGUAGUUUAUCCAUUCCAGAAUUAUUGAAACAGGGUUUGUAUGACACUGAUACGCAAAAAGUCGUGCAUCCGGAAACUGGUGCUCAGUUAAGUAUUAGCGAAGCUAUUGUCUGUGAUAUCGUAGAUCCGUUUAGUACACUAGUUAAGAAAACAGGUGAUAAAAUAAAUUUAAGCGAAGCGUUAGAAACUGGCGUAAUCGACGAUGAUACGUCAACCGUGGAAACUAGUCAUGGUAGUGUAGAUUUACAUGAAGCUGUUAAAGAAGAUGUGUUUGAUGAAGAGGCGCCUCGAGGCCCAAUUGAACUCCCACCAGCCGGCAUGACAUUCCCUAUUGCUGUCAGACGAGGCUUGGUUGAUACUGACAAAAAAGAAAUUGUUCACCCGAUCUCUAAAGAAACCAUUCCAAUAAACCAAGCUAUCGAUAGCAACUUUAUCAUGGCUGUACCUUUUCCUGUUAGUCCCGAAUGUGUUAAAGUUGAAGAUGCCUUAGAGUCAAAACUCAUCGACCCGUCCACUAACACGUUCAAGUGCCCAACUACUGGUGAAGUUUAUCCGAUAUCGGAAGCCGUUGAAAGAGGCUUGCUGGUCAUUAAAGAGCCUUCAAAUGCAGUUACUUUGAGCCAUUCUGCUCCUGUUACUACUGUUACCGAAACCGUAGAUACGAUACAUACGGUUACUACGAAAACAAUAGAAAUUCAAUCUGGCUAUGCUUUGGUCAACAAAAACCAAGUACAAAACAUCGAUACGGGUGAAAUAAUGUCUAUAGACAAUGCUAAAGCUCAAGGAAUUAUUAGAGAUCUCAACGAAACCAAAAACAAAACUAUAGUCAAAGACAUCAAAAUGAGCUUUAGCGAUGCGUUACACAGAGGUCUCGUUGACAUGAAUUCUGGUACGUUCACUGACCCUCAUUCUGGUGAAAAAGUACCGAUAAAGCAGGCUUUACAAGAAGGAAAAAUAUCUGCAGUACCUGAGGUUACCCAAGAGAUGCAAAGCACUGUGUUGACAACUAAAACAACAGAACUGAAUAUUGCAGAAGCUUUUCAGACAAUUUACGACGAGAAAACUAGUACUUUCAUCGACCCUACAAAUGAUAAUAAACAACUCACAUUCAAAGAGGCUUUAGAUAAGGAAAUAAUAGAUCCCAACUCUAUGAUUUACGAUGUGAACUUGCAGAAACCGAUCACCGUUGAACAAGCUGUAGAAAAAGGGCUAAUAGAUCCAAAAUCAGGCAAAGUGAAGGACGAACAGUCUGGAAAAUCCAUAGAAUUCAAAGAAGCCGCUAAGAAAGGGCUGAUAGCAGUACUAGGGGGGCUUGCGUUGCCUGUAAUUGCUCCAGUUAUUGCUGGCGCAGCAGCUGUGAAAGCAGUCAAAGAAUAUAGAGAUAAGAAGAAACAAGAAACAUCAUCUAGUGAAGUUAUCGCACAGGAAAUAUACUCACAGAAAAACCUUAAACAUAUUCCUGUUGCAGAACAAAAACCACAGUUUAAAGAAGAAAUUGCUGUUACAAUAGAGGAGCCCCAAAAAGUGAUCAUUUUGCCUGUUGGAGACGCUAUCUCACAAAACAAAAUUGAACCAAAAAUAUGUAGGAUCAUCCAUCAGAACAGAGAAUUGCCUUUCACAGUCCAAGACGGCUUAGAGCAAAAUAAGAUUAGCCCUUUAGAUGAAAUCCAGAUUGUCACGAACUACAAAGUAAUUCUUCUUGAAGAUUUACAAACUGGAGUCUUAACUAUCUCCAAAAACAUCACAGCACAGAAACUUGCAGAGUUGGGCUAUUUCGAUCUAAGAAACCGCAUGUUCCUCAACCCACAAACCGGGCAGCACAUAACAUUUGAGGAGUUCAUAUAUGGUUUAGGCGUUUUCAAUCCCAGCUCUAUCCUAGUUAAAGACUUGACAAAGAAACCGCCCACUUAUAUUACAUUAGAUGAAGCCCUUAGUAGACCUUUGGUUGAUAAACAUACCGGUUACAUGGUUGACCCUAAGACUGGUAAGAAAGUGCCUUUCUUUGAAGCUGUUAAGCUACGUUGGAUUAUUGAUGUUAAAGAUAAGCCGAAAGAAAAAUACCAACCGUUGACCCUACAAGAGAUUGUUGAUACUGACAAGUUUGAUCCUGUCAGUGCUACUGUUACUUCAGACGGCAAAGCUAUGCCUUUGAUCAAGGCUAUUACUUCAAACGUGAUCGAUGGAAAAUCUGUCACUAUUAAAGAUCCUAAAAACAUGCAGUUGAUGCCAUACUACGAAGCUGUAGAUAGGUCAGUGGUCGAUCCUCAGAGAGGUCUGGUUGUUAACACCGCGACGCAAGAAACUAUACCGUUUUCAGCAGCAUUUCUUCAGGGACAUGUUCUUGCGAUACCUCGUCCAAUCUCUCUUCAAGCUGUUAUAAAUAAGGGAAUGUUCGAUCCGCAAAUAUCUAAAGUGAUAGACCCUUUGACAAAACAAAGUAUUUCAAUAUCUGUUGCAAUCGAGAGACAGAUCUUAGACGAUAAAAUUAGCGAAAUUAAAGAUACUAAAGAAAACGCAUUUAUUCCCCUGGACGAGGCUCUCAAAAAGAACUUAGUGCUUUCCGAAGAAGGGAAAGUCAAGGACACAAAAACUGGACAACUUGUGCCCAUACAUCAAGCUUUGGAGCAAGAUUUGAUCAGGACAAAACCAGUGGUUUUCAAUCUGUUACAAGCUAUACUGCAGAACUACUACAUACCUCGAUCUGGACUUAUAUUGAAUCCUAUCACAGGAGAUGAGAUAACCUUACAAAAAGCGAUUGAUUGUAAGCUUGUAGAUCCCGUAACCACAAGAAUAAAAGAUGACAGACGUCGAAGAAUUGUUGAAAUUAAAGAAGCUGUUCAAAACGGUUUGGUUGAUGCCGAAAAAGGAGUUUUGGUGAAUCCAUUGCUGACAUUAGACCAAGCAUAUCUCAAAGGUUAUAUAUUGAGUACGGUAUUACCAUGGUCGUUGCAAGAAACAUUAGCUCAAAAAGUCUACGAUCCUAAGACGGGGCAGUUUACAAUCAACGAUGCAAAUUUGACGUUAGUAGAAGCUAUCGAAGGUGGAAUUAUCAAUCCUAAUGUCCUCACUGUCAAAGAUCCGAGGUCAGAUGAUAUAAUAACACUCAACGAAGCUAUACAGUUAAAAUUGAUCGAUCCAGUCAAAGGUCAGGCUACUGAUCCAGUGACCAAUACCGAAGUAAAUCUCUAUGAAGCUUACGAUAAGGGCUUGGUAGUACCAUAUAAAAGUCAAAUCACGCUACCCGAAGCUGUAUUCAAAGGUUUUUACGACCCUAACACUGGCAAGUUCAUCAACCCCAAGAACAAAGAACGAUUGAAGACCUCAAGUGCUAUUAACAGAGGAUAUGUAGACAUCUCUUCAACCUUGGUGACAAUCGACGAGGAGAUAGUGACUUUCGAACAAGCUGUCAUUGACGGUAUCAUAGACACCAACGAAGGUGUUUUGAUGAGCUACAAUGAGCCAGUAGACUUCAACGAAGCCUUUGAACGAGGUUUGUUGGUCGAGGUACGACCCCCCAUAGCCCUAAGUGAAGCGAUAGCCAAGGGUAUCUACGACGAAGAAACACAGCUGUUCCUUGAUCCACAAACUGGACAGUAUUUGACACUUAUAGAGGCAAUAGAGAUCAAUCUCAUAGACGCAGAAUCUGUGAGUGUGAAAGAUACUAGGAUCGGUAUAUGGAGAAAAGUGCCUUUAGUAGACGCUAUUCACAAUAACUAUGUUGACGGGAACACUGCUAUGGUAAAAGAUUUUUCGAAAGGUGAUGGUUACGAGGUACCUCUACAAAAAGCAUUUAGCUUAGGUAUUUUGGUUGAUAACAAGGCGGCUGUAUCAUUACAAAGAGCUAUCCACCAAGGCCUGUAUGAUGAAAAUUCUGGGAAGAUUCUAGAUCCAAAUACUGACAGGAGAAUAACGUUACACGAGGCAAUCAGAAACUUCAAUAUAAAUCCUUUAAUGCCUUGCUACUUUGACAAAAAACAAAACAAGUUGUACAAUCUUACAGACACUUGUCGUUUAGGUUUUAUAGAUAAGCGUAAUGGUACAUUUAAAGAUCCUCAAUCCGACAGGGUCAUGAAAUUGUCAGAAGCGAUGAGUGCAGGCUUGAUAGUUGACAUUGAAACUGCCAACUUCGGUCUAUACGAGGCUCUAGCGAUGGGACUUUAUAUACCAGAAGAAGGGUUGUUUGUACACCCUGCGACAGGUAGGAAGUUUGAUCUCAAAGAUGCCUGUGAGCAUGAACUCAUCAACCCGUUACUAUCCAUAGUAAAGAAUAUUAAGCAGAAUAAGUAUGUACAACUUCCUGUUGCCGUUGACCAAAAAUUGAUCGAUGAUCAAGGUGGAAUGUAUUUGUUACCAAACGGCAAUUCUAUAGAUUUGCUUGAGGCAAAGAACAGAGGACUGAUAGUUACCUCUUCUACCCCACUUACUAUGGAGGAAGCGAUCAAAAAUUGCCUGUAUAGACCCGAUUCUGGUAAGUUUGCGGAUCCUGUGAACGGAGAAUUCUAUGACUUGUCUCAAGCGCUAUCUGUUGGUUUCAUCGACCCUCACACAACCGGUUUCAAAGACCCAGUGUCAAACACUAUCAAGUCAUUACCCACAGCAAUUGCUGAGCACAAAAUUGACGUUGAAAAGGGAAGAGUAUUGGAUUCGAAAUCCAAAAAAUCUUACAACUUUGACGAAGCGUUUAAAAAAGGUUUUUUGGUUACCUUGGACAAGCCCUUGGAUGAGACGUUCACAUCAAAAAUUGUAUCAGAAAAUAAAGAAUCGCCAAGACAACCGCGUGAGUGUUCUUUAGACGAAGCUAUCAAAUUCGAGUUUAUCGACCCCAACACUGCUGUUGUGAAAGACUUGCGCACGGGUAGGUUCACCCUCGUUAGUGACGCUAUUGAAAGUAAAUACUUAGACCUCAACAAACUUGUUGUGUUUGACGUGUCGUCGGGUAACGUUAAGUCAUUAGUUGUGAUCUACGAUCAAAAUAUCCCCAUCUACCACCGAGAACCACUCAGUUUCACUCAAGCUAUCGAAACAAACCUCCUUGAUGUAAACACCGGGAAAUUCGCUGUUCCACAAUCCAACGAGCUCAUACCGUUGAAAGACUCGAUCACCCUGGGUUUCAUCGAUCCAGAUACGGCGCUCAUUAAAGAUACAAACAAGAAAAAGUUGAUAAAACUACCGGAAGGAUUCAGAAAGGGCCUGAUAGAUGCUGAGAAAGGCAAUGUACUAGACAGCUCUUCCUCAAAACUUUACUCGCUACCAGCCGCUUUAGAUACCGGUCUACUAGUCACUCCGAAUCGAGGAUUUACUCUCAUUGAGUCUAUAAGCUACGGCCUCUAUAACCCCACCACAGGUUGCUUCAAUGACCCAUUUGUCACGACAAGCAUUAUAGACAGAAAAAAAUUGACACUGGGAGAUGCUAUAACAGACAACCUCGUCGAUCCAAGCAGUACUGUCGUGAAAGAUACCGAAACUGGUACAAUAGUUCCUCUACUCUACGCAAUAGAUACAGAAUUAGUGGACCCUGUGGAAGGUAGGGUCCACGAUAAAGGUGAAAACAAACGUUUAGAUUUCCUGAAAGCCCUCGAUAAGGGCCUGUUGAUGCCUGCAGAAGAAAGGCAAGCUGUUGAGGAGAAGUACAAGCUCUGCGAUGAAUCCUUAUCUAAGCUGCUACACUGGAUCGGUGAAGUUGAAGAUCGCAUCGCAUCCCAAGAUGUUCUUCACGAGGUUGAAGAAGAGCUGAUCAACCAAAUCAACACCAUGAAGCAAAUCAGGGACGACUUGGAUCAACACUCAGGUCAAGUUUCACACUGUGGCGACCAAGUGAGGCAACUGGUCCUUACAGCUGGCGAUAUUCUAUCAAAGAGCGAAGUCUCUGCCCUGGAAAAGAGCUCCAGAAACCUAAAGUCCAGAUUUGACAAAGCCGUUGACCGUACUGAAAGACUCUUGAGACGUCUCAUGACAGCCAGAGAUGAACUCAGUAAAUUGAAGAGCGAACUCACUAUUUUCUCUAACUGGCUUGGAAAAGCAAGGAGAAUUUUGGAAGACAAGGAAAGAGCGUUGAGUGACAUCCAGAGAUUGGAGAGCAGUGUGGACAGUACCAAGGAGUUUGUCAGUGACGUGAUCGCUCACCAAGCUGAUUUGAGAUUCAUUACCAUGUCUGCACAGAAGUUUGUCGAUGAAGGAAAAGAAUACUUGAGUCUUCUGAACGACUUCCGCACCUCCCUACCAUCUCGACUGCCUCACAUCGAACCUUACACCUCCCAGGACUCUCCAGUGCGCAGCGAAGUCUCGCUUGUCACCCAACAAUACCGCGACCUUUUGCACCGUGCCAAUAACCUGCAGGAUAGGCUCUCAGGAGUCGGUGGAAGACGCAGAGAGUAUGCAGAUGCCAUUGAUAAGGCUGCAGCCUGGCUCAAGGACGCAGAACCUAGGGUGAGAAGGUUGCUUGAAGAGCCGGUUGCUGGAGAUCCUAAGGGUGUGGAAGAACAGUUGCACCAGGCUAAGCAGCUCAAUAACGAGUUUGUGGCUAAUGGACGAUUGAUUGACAAUGCGAAACAGGCUACGAGCGCUUUACUCCGCUCAUUGGAAGGCCAAAUUUCUCCAUCUGAAAUGGCUCGCCUCGAAGAACCCGUCCAAGACCUUGAAAAACGUUACAAUAAACUUUGCAACGCCAUCGCAAAUCGAUGCCAAGAACUGGAUACUGCUCUUGUCCAAUCACAAGGUGUCCAAGACGCUUUGGACGGUAUAAGUGAUUGGUUGAACCAAGCAGAAAGCCAAUUCAAGAACAUGCAACGCCCUGCGUCUCUAAUCAAAGAACGUUUGGAGGAACAGGUUAGAGAACACCAAGUGUUUCAGUCAGAACUUGACACUCACAUCUCGUCCAUUGACUCUGUAUAUCUCUCUGCCAAUGAGUUGAUUGUGUCUACGAGCAACGCUCGCGUAGCCAAGAAGAUCGAAGGCAAGCUCAAUGACGUCAAAGUGCGUUUCGAGAAACUUUUCGAUCGCGUACAGAACAGAGGAGUAUUCCUGAAGGAAACCCACAACGAACUUACGGUCUUCAACAACCAAGCUGUCAAGUUCGAAGAUUGGUACAACAGCGUGCUUGAGAUCAUUGAGUCCAAGGAUAUGAACAAGCUGCCACCUGAAGAGUACGCCGUUCAAAUGAAGAAGAUCGCUGCAAAUAGAGAAGACAAUAGGCAUAUGUUUGAAGAUACUGUGAAGAUCGGUAGAGAGUUGCUGAAUAAGCGUGACGUCACUGAUGUAGCUAACGUCAGAGACCGCGUCAAGGCUAUGGAGACUCAAUGGAAAGAACUAGAUAACCUUCUGGAGGAGAGGGCUAGGCUAUCCAAGUUACGUGCUGAACAUCACAAUGCUUUCGACAGCUUGAGAUCACAAGUCAACGAUUGGUUGACCAAGAUGGAAACCAAGAUAUCUAGAUUGGACGUCGUUGCUGUUGAUAUCGAUAUUCUCAAAAAACAAAAUGAUGAACUGAAACCCAUAUCUAAGGAGUACAAAGAUUACGCAGCUAACAUUGACAAAAUCAACGAUGUAGGAAACAUGUACGAUGCCUUAUUGCGUGGCGAAAGACCAGACUCACCAACUAGACGCAAGGGAUACAGCCCUCACAAACGUCCAUCUCUCACCUCAGGACGUUUGUCAUCUCAGGAUGGCAGAUCUCCAUCACCCACUAAAGCCCUCAGUCCUCUAUCACCUGGAGGAUCCUCAGGCUUCUCUUCUCGCAGAUCCAGCCAAGAUGGCUUCCACCUUGAAGAACUGUCUGCUGUACAACAACAGCUCUCCGAAAUCAACAACAGAUACCACAUGCUCGGCGUGAAGAUCAAUGAUCGUCAUUCUGAAAUUGACUCAGUCCGCGAGGAGCUGAAGAAAUACCUGGACAACCUGAAGACUCUUGGUAACUUCUUGGAGAAAGUGCAGAGACAGCUGCCUAAAGACAGCGUACCAAACACGAAAGAUGAAGCUGACAAGCUCGCCAAACAAAUCAGACAAGUGCUAGAAGAGAUGUAUGAGAAACAGUCCCUAUUGGACUCUACCAAGAUUCAAGUGAAGGACUUGGUUAAAAGGAAGCAUAAUGCUAUCGGUGCAGAUAGGCUCAAUGACGAACUUGAGGAUGUCGUCUCACACUGGAAGAGCUUGAACGAUCACUUGAAGAAUAAGAUCAAAUUCAUGGAGGAUAUGAAGGAGUUCCAUGAUGUUCACGACUCAUUAACAUCAUGGUUGGCAGCUAAGGAACGCAUGUUGACAGUCCUGGGUCCUAUUUCCAGUGACUCUAGGAUGGUGCAAUCCCAAGUCCAACAGGUCCAAGUACUACGGGAAGAAUUCCGUACUCAACAACCUCAACUACAACAUCUCAUCGACGUAGGAGACGAUGUGCUAGGGUUCCUUGAUCCUCGUUCACCGGAUCAUCAGAAGAUCAAUACUAAGCUGGCAACCGUACAACAGAAAUGGGCUGAGUUACUCGCCAAACUUGAAGAACGCGCUGACUCGUUGGGUGCUGCCGCUGAUACCAGCAGGGAAUUCGAUGCUCAGUAUACCAGGCUUAGAGAUGCUCUACAAGCUAUUUCUGACAAUUUGGAUGAUCUUCCUCUUGAUAAGGAUCCCGAAGAACAACUUAGCAAAGUAGAGAACUUGGAGAGGCAAUUAGAAGGCCAGCGACCUCUUUUAGCUGACUUGGAAGCUAACGGUGCCCAUUUGUGCGAUGUUCUAAGCGAUCCUGCUUCCAGAGCUGACAUUCAAUCGAAGUUGGCUUCUGUAGGAAGACAGUACAAUGCCCUGCAGAAGAAACUAGACCAUAAGAAGGCAGAACUUGAAGGCUCACUGCGUGACGGCCGACAAUUCGAGGAAUCCUGCGCGAAAACUCUUGGAUGGCUAUCCGAUGAGCUUGGAUCACUCUCAGAACGAUUUUUGAUAUCUGCUAUCAAAGAAGUGCUUGAACAACAACUAGCACACCAUGAGCCAGUUUACAGAGACGUUCUUGCGAGGGAACAUGAAGUCAUAAUGCUUCUCAACAAAGGUAGGGAUAUAUUAGCCAGAAACCAUCGUGUGGAUAACAGAACACUACAGAGAGAUUUGGACAAGAUCCAACACAACUGGGAUAAACUCAGAAAAGAAGCUGUGGAUAGACACAGUAGGCUACAAACUUGCAAAGAACAUUGCAAGAAGUAUUACAAAGCAUUGGAGACAUUCCUACCUUGGUUGAGACAAGCUGAAGAUAAACUUGAGACCUUACAACCAUCUUCGUUCCAACGAAAACACAUCGAGAAACAACUGAAAGAACUGCAGAACUUCCGUAACGAGGUUUGGAAAAAAUCUGGGGACUUUGAAAACACCAGAUCCCUUGGAGAGACCUUCUUAUCUGCUUGCGAUAUUGAUAAAGAUGAAGUCAAGGGUGAACUGUCUGAUUUGAAAGAAAGAUGGGACAAACUGAACAACGAUCUAAUUUUGAAAACGCAAGCUCUAGAAGAUCAGUGCAGGAAACUUGCAGGCUUCAACGAAAACCUGAGAGAUCUUCAACACGGUGUGGAAAGAUGCGAAGACAAGUUGGCAUCUCAUGAUGCUUUGGGUGGAGCAGCUAGGGAUCCUAAGCUCCUGGACCGAAUGAAGGCUUUGAGAGAAGAAACAGCCAAGUUGAAGAAACCUCUGCAAGCUGUUAGACAGCAGGCUAACGAUCUAUGCAAUGAAGCUAAGGAGCAUGGAAUAGAUGCCAGUCACCUGAGAGAUGAAGUUGAUGGUCUUGGUGAUCGUAUCGACGAACUUUCCAGCAAAUUGGAUGAUCGCUGUCAAGACUUGCAAUCUGCCGCCACAGCUGUGACUCAAUUCAACGAACAAGUCAAGGGAUUGUCUCACGACAUGUCCGCUCUUGAAGCGGAAUUAGAUGCAAUGAAACCACCUGGCAGAGAUUUGAAGGUUGUACGUGGACAGAUUGAUGACGUUCACAAGCUCCUUGGUAAGAUCAACAAAGCUGCGGACAGUCUUGCUAGCGCAGUACACUCUGGUGAACGUCUUGUCGAUAGUGGUUUUGCACCUGAUACUGCUCAGACCAGGCAACAGGUCGAUACUCUUAAGAAACAGCUGGGUAAACUGGAAGACAGAGCACAUAGUCGCGAGAAAGACCUUGAAAAUACAUUGAAGAAAUUGGAAGGAUUCUAUGUAUCUCAUGCUAGCGUUUUGGAUGGCAUUGGUAGUGCUGCAAAUCAACUAAGACAACUUAAACCAGUUGGAUCAGAGGUAGAUAGCAUCAGAAGUCAGCAGAAGGACUUCAAGAAAUUCAGAGCAAGCGUUGUCGAGCCUCUGAGCAAGCACAUCGACGAUGUUAAUAGGGUAGGAUCAGGUUUGAUCCAAUCUGCUGCCCCAGGUGUCAACACAGCAUCUUUGGAGAAGGACCUGGAGAAGAUGAACAGCCUCUGGAAUGAUUUGAAAGAAAAGAUCAAUGACCGAGAACGUAGAUUGGACAUUGGUCUAUUGCAAUCUGGUAAAUUCCAAGAAGCGCUAGAUGGUUUGGCUAAAUGGCUAACCGACACCGAGGAGCUGGUCGCAAACCAAAAACCACCAUCCGCUGAUUACAAGGUAGUUAAAGCCCAACUUCAAGAGCAAAAGUUCCUGAAGAAGAUGCUUUUAGACAGGCAAAACUCCAUGUCAUCAUUGUUCAACAUGGGCAACGAAAUCGCAAAAGAAGCCGAACCAGCUGAACGUAAAGCUAUUGAGAAACAACUUAAAGAUCUCAUUGGGCGCUUCGAUGCACUGACAGAAGGAGCUCAGCAACGCACCAUGGACUUGGAACAAGCUAUGAGAGUAGCAAAGGAAUUCCAAGACAAGCUUGUUCCAUUGCAAGAUUGGUUGGAUCGUACUGAGAAGAAGGUCAAGGAUAUGGAGCUAAUUCCGACUGAUGAAGAAAAGAUACAGCAAAGGAUUCGUGAGCAUGAUGCAGUUCAUAGUGAUAUCUUGAACAAGAAGCCAUCGUUCAGAGAGCUUGCAGAUAUUGCAGCAAACCUCAUGUCACUUGUUGGUGAAGAUGAAGCAGCUGGGUUAGCUGAUAAGCUCCAGGAGGUCACUGAUCGUUACGGCAACCUAGUCGAAGCUAGUGAGAACAUCGGACAUCUCUUGACCGCUUCCCGCCAAGGAUUGAGACACUUAGUCCUUACAUACCAGGAUCUUGCAGCUUGGAUGGACCAGAUGGAACAAAGAUUGGCUAGAUACAAAGUCCUCGCUGUUCAUAAUGACAAACUUUUGGAACAAAUGGAUGAUUUAACCAACUUAUCGGAAGAUAUCGCGGGACGUCAAGCUGACGUAGAUGGCACUGUUGAUGCUGGAGUGGAACUCAUGCGGCACAUCUCUUCAGAUGAAGCUCUGCAACUCAAGGACAAACUAGACUCUCUACAACGAAGAUACAAUGACCUUACCACCAGAGCUACCGAUCUGCUCAAACACGCUGAAGCAAUGUUGCCGUUGGUCCAGAAGUUCCACAAUAACCAUAACAGAUUGGUAGAAUGGAUGCAAGGUGCUGAAGCAGUUUUGCAAUCUGCUGAACCUCAUGAAGGUGAAAUAGCACGCUUGGAGGUUGAUUUACAAGAGCUUAGACCAGUUUUGGAGACAAUCAACGUACUUGGACCACAACUGUGCCAAGCUAGCCCUGGUGAGGGUGCUUCCACGAUUGAAGGUCUAGUUAGUAGAGACAAUAGGAGAUUUGAUGCUAUCGCCGAGCAGAUACAAAGAAGAGCAGAGAGAAUACAUCUUGGCAAGCAGAGAGCACUUGAAGUUACUGGAGAUAUUGAUGAAUUACUCGAGUGGUUCCGUGAAGUUGAGAGCCAGCUCAGAGAUGCCGAGAAACCAUCAGCAGAACCUGAUCUCAUCAGAGUGCAACUUAAAGAGCAUAAAGCGCUUAACGAUGAUAUUUCCAGCCAAAAAGGAAGAGUGCGCGACGUACUAUCAACCGCUAAGAAGGUGCUACGUGAAAGUCCACCAAGUGAAGAUACGAGCAUCAUCAGAGAGAAGAUGGAAGACCUUCGUGAAGCUAUGGAUACAGUUUCUGCUCUAAGUUCAGACAGACUGGGUAUUCUGGAGCAAGCCUUGCCGCUGGCUGAACAUUUCCAUGACACCCACAACGUCCUCGCCAAUUGGCUGGCUGACAUGGAAGAGCAAGUCUCUAUGCUCACCAUGCCAGCUCUUAGACCCGACGUCAUUGCUCAGCAACAAGAUCGCAACGAACUGUUCCUCCAAUCUAUCAAUGAACACAAGCCUCUUGUUGACAAACUAAACAAGACCGGAGAGGCACUCAUUCGUCUCUGUAACGAUGACGAUGGUUCAAAAGUUCAAGAACUCUUGGAUAGCGACAAUGCUAGAUACGCAGCUUUGAAAUUAGAGCUACGUGAGAGACAACAAGCUCUUGAGCAGGCGUUGCAAGAGAGUUCCAAGUUCUCUGACAAACUCGAAGGCAUGCUUAGAGCCCUGACUAAUACUGCAGAUCAGGUGAACAACUUAGAGCCAAUAUCCGCACAUGUGCCUAAGAUUAAGGAUCAGAUCGAGGAUAAUGACAACUUGGUCAACGAUUUGGACAAGAGGAAAGAAGCUUACGCUGCAGUGAGGCGAGCCGCGGAUGACGUCAUCAGCAAGGCGGGUAACAGAGCCGAUCCUGCUGUGAAAGAUAUCAAGCACAAACUCGACAAACUGAAGAAACUGUGGGACGAUGUCCAAGCUGCUACACACGAUCGCGGCAAAUCCCUCGACAAUGCUCUGGAUGCGGCUCAGAAAUUCUGGAAGGAGUUGCAUGCAAUCAUGGCGACCCUCAAGGACCUGGAAGACUCUUUGGUGUGCCAGGAACCACCAGCUGUCGAACCGAAAGCCAUUCAAGAGCAACAAGUGGCACUGCAAGAGAUCAGACACGAGAUCGACUCGACCAAACCGGAAGUCGACCAAGUCAGGAGUUCUGGAGAGAAGCUGAUGAGACUUUGCGGAGAGCCAGACAAACCAGAAGUGAAGAAACACAUCGAAGAUCUGGAUAAUGCUUGGGAUAAUAUCACGGCGUUGUACGCCAAGCGUGAGGAAAAUCUUAUUGAUGCUAUGGAGAAGGCUAUGGAGUUCCACGAAACUCUCCAGAACUUGCUGGACUUCCUUGAUAAAGCUGAGAGGAAGUUUGAGAAGAUGGGUCCACUUGGUGCUGACAUUGAUGCUGUCAAGAAACAGAUUGAUCAGCUGAAAAUGUUCAAGGCUGAGGUUGAUCCGCAUAUGGUGAAAGUUGAAGCUCUCAACCGGCAAGCCCAAGAACUAACUGAACGCACCUCUGCCGACCAAGCGGCCGCUAUCAAAGAACCUCUGUCAGCUGUCAACAAGAGGUGGGACGACCUCUUGCGGGGCAUCGUGGAACGUCAAAGGGCGUUGGAGAACGCACUCCUGCGCUUGGGACAAUUCCAGCAUGCGCUCAACGAGUUGCUGGUGUGGAUCGGAAAGACCGACAGGACUUUGGACGAGUUGAAACCAGUCGCAGGUGAUCCGCAGAUUCUGGAGGUGGAGCUGGCUAAACUCAAAGUGUUGGUCAAUGACAUACAGGCGCAUCAGACCAGCGUGGAUACGCUCAACGAUGCUGGAAGGCAGAUUAUAGAGAGCGGAGAAGCUGACGAAGCUAGCGCCACUCAGACUAAACUGAACACACUCAACACCCAGUGGCGUGCUCUUAUGCAAAAGGCUGCCGACAGACAACGAGAACUUGAGGAUGCGUUGACGGAUGCUCAAAGAUUCAACGCUGAAAUUCAAGACUUGCUAUCUUGGUUAGGAGACGUCGACAGUAUUAUAACAGCCAGCCGACCUGUAGGAGGACUGCCAGAAACAGCUUCGGAACAACUUGAAAGGUUCAUGGAGAUCUACAACGAAAUCGAAGACAACAGACCCAAAGUGGAGACUGUCCUUGCUCAAGGUCAGGAAUACCUCAAGAAAGCCACAACACCUGCUAGCAAUCUUCAACACAAUCUGAGAACCUUGAAGCAACGUUGGGAUAGUGUAUUAGCAAGAGCCAACGAUAAGAAGAUCAAAUUGGAGAUUGCUUUGAAGGAAGCUACCGAAUUCCACGAGUCUCUACAAGCUUUUGUGGAUUGGUUGACCAACGCAGAGAAGGUUCUUUCUAACUUGAAACCAGUAUCUCGAGUACUGAACACCAUCCAAGAACAGAUCGAGGAACACAAGAUCUUCCAGAAGGAUGUCAGUGCUCACCGUGAGAUCAUGCUUGCCUUGGACAAGAAGGGAACUCACUUGAAAUACUUUAGCCAAAAACAAGACGUGAUUUUAAUCAAGAACUUGCUCAUCAGUGUACAGCACCGAUGGGAGCGAGUGGCCUCAAAAUCUGCUGAGCGCACCAGAGCCUUAGAUCUGGGCUACAAGGAGGCUAAAGAGUUCCACGACUCUUGGGCUGGUUUGAUGAACUGGCUGGAUGAAACCGAGCAAAACUUGGACGAAUUCUUGUCAGAGACGGUUGGCAAUGAUCCAGAAAAGAUCAAGAGUAGACUGGCCAAGCAUCAAGAGUUCCAGAAGGCGCUAUCUGCCAAACAAGGAACUUACGACAAUGUCAUGAAGACUGGCAAACAUCUGAAGGACAAGGCUCCUAAGACCGACGAGGGAACAUUGAGGCAGAUGCUGUCAGAUCUGAAGAACAAAUGGAACUCAGUAUGCCACAAGAGCGUAGAAAGACAGAGGAAACUAGAAGAAGCUCUGUUGUAUUCAGGACAGUUCAAGGAUGCUAUCGCCGCACUGCUGCAAUGGUUACAAAGGGCUGAGAAAGAUCUGUCAUCUGACAGUCCCGUACACGGUGACUUGGACACUGUGAACCACUUGGUUGAUCUGCACAGGCAAUUCGAGAAAGAAUUGGAGAAGCGCAAUGGCCAGAUGGAGUCUGUUAUGAGAAAUGGGCAAGAACUUGAGAGGACCGCGAGCAAACAUGAUUCCAUCCAGAUAAGAGCCCAACUAUCUGAGCUUACCGAACUCUGGGAAACAGUCACCAACCUGGCAAACGUCAAAACGGGCAGGCUGCGAGACGCUCUCCGCGAAGCCGAGAAACUCCACAAGUCGGUCAACAUGAUCCUAGACUGGCUGUCAGAGGCUGAGAUGAAGCUGAGGUUCGUCGGCAGUACGCCUGAAGACGAAGCUACGGCUUAUGAACAGCUGCGCGCUCUCGACGAGUUCAGAGCUCAACUUGGCGAGAAGGAGAUCGAAAAGGAUCAGACGCUAAACUUGGCUCACAGCAUUCUCGCCAAAGCGCAUCCGGAUUCUAUCAAUGUCAUCAAGAACUGGAUCAAGGUUAUUCAAUCCAGAUGGGAAGAGGUAUCUCAAUGGGCGCUUCAACGCCACCAAAAACUCUCUCAGCACAUGCAAUCUUUGCGCGACAUGGAUGAAACUUUGGAGGAGCUCAUCCAAUGGUUGAUCGGCUUGGAAAACACACUUAUAGCCCUGAAACGAGAAGAACUCCCCGCUGACAUUCCAACUACAGAAAGGCUCAUCGCUGACCACAAAGAAUUCAUGGAGAACACCCAGAAAAGGCAAGGAGAAGUGGACAGAGUAUGCAAGGCCAAACAGGUACGACCUGCUGGACAGCAAGGUCAGAAGAAGUUUGGAGCUGGUGCCAAAGGAAAGGGACCUUUACGCGGAUCACAGCACGAUAUUCACGAUUCAUCACCAGAUAUCUAUGGGUCACUGGGUAGGAAACAAAGCUUCAAAGGAUCUAGGAGUGAUCUCCAACGCGGCAGCCGUGUCAGCCCUGGAAGGGAAUUCAGUCCGGAUCCUAUGUUGCCCCAUAUUGGGCCACGGUUCCCUCCUGCUGGAAGCGAACCAGAAUUCAGAUCACCAAGGGUUAAAUUCCUGUACGACAAAUGGAGGCACGUUUGGAUGCUAUCAUGGGAAAGGCAGCGUGAGUUGUACGACCAUUUGGCUUAUCUAAAGGAGAAGGAGAAGGCAGACAACUUCUCUUGGGACGACUGGAGGAAGAGGUUCCUCAAAUUCAUGAAUUACAAGAAGUCCAGGUUGACGGAUCUGUUCAGGAAGAUGGACAAGGAUAACAAUGAAUUGAUACCGAGAGAGGACUUUAUUGAAGGAAUCAUCAAGACCAAAUUCGACACCUCUCGGUUGGAAAUGAAGCAUGUAGCAGACAUGUUCGACGAGAACAACCGUGGUCUGAUCGACUGGAAGAAGUUCAUCGCCGCUUUGAGGCCUGAUUGGGAAGAACGUCCUGUGGACAACGAUGCUCAGAAGAUCCACGAUGAGGUCAAACGGCUGGUGAUGCUGUGUACCUGCAGGCAGAAGUUCAGGGUCUUCCAGGUCGGAGAGGGCAAGUACAGGUUUGGUGAAAGCCAGAAACUUCGUCUUGUCCGUAUCCUCCGCAGUACCGUAAUGGUGCGUGUCGGAGGUGGUUGGGUAGCACUGGACGAGUUCCUGCUCAAGAACGAUCCUUGCAGAGCCAAGGGACGCACGAACAUCGAGCUGCGCGAGCAAUUCAUCCUCGCCGACGGAGUGUCUCAGACCAUGACUGCGUUCAAGCCGAAGACGUCUGCAGGCUCAUCCCCUCGCACACCGCAACAGGGGCCAAUCACCAAGGUGAGAGAACGCUCCCAACGCUCCGUGCCAAUGGGCGGACUGCCCCGCGCUUCCAAGUCAUCUUUAAGCGCUGGAACGCCAGACUCCCUUUCAGACAACGAGAGUGGCGGAGGUACCUUCAGGACUCCCAGAAGGCCCUCGUCCAGUUACAGAUCGACCUUGACGCCGGGAGGAUCCAGGAGCAACUCCAGGCCGCAAUCGAGACAGGGCAGCAGGCCGGGAAGCAAACCGGUCUCCAGGCAUGGAAGCAAUCUCAGUUUGGAUAGCACGGAUGAUGCGACACCAUCAAGGAUACCAAGAAGAACCCCAACAUCAACUCCAGGAAGAAGUGGAUCCACCUUAUCAUCCGCAAAAAAAUCAACAAAUGGGGCAGGAUCUAGACCAAGAACACCUACCGGAUUGAUUUCCCCAGCUAGUCCCUCAGUCAGGCGAAGAUCUGAUAGCACCAGGCUAUCUUUUCGUUUGAAAAGCAGAGAGAGUACUGACGAUUAAAAGUCCAAACACAUAGUUAGUAGUUACAGGACGCGAACACCAUCCGGUUCCAACACCCCAGUGCAUCCCGAUCAACAGACAGCAGUGUCAAAGCUGCUUCGGAGGCCCUCUGGUGCUUCCGAAACUCCGACUGGUCAAGCCCGUAAAAAACAGCUAUUGUCAGAGCGGGAACCCUUCCGGUUGUAGGUUUAGGUUUUAACUUAUUGCAAACCUUAACAUUGACUGACAUAACUUAUAGAUUUUUGUUCAAGAGAAAUGUUCAUAUUUUUGUAUAAAUAAUUUAUUCAUUUUUUGGGGGCCUCUUCGUCCGACAAAACUGGGAAGUUUUGCCUGAUGGAGAUGCCUGUCCUUGACCUUAGGUUUAAUAUUAUGUAUAAGAGUAAAUAUUUGAGUUUCUUCUUAGUUCUUCGAACUUAAUUUAUUUCCCAUGUGAUUAAUUUUUUGUUUUUCUUUUUUUUUUGUAAAUUGUUGCCAUAUUAUGAUGCAAAUCCUUAUCAGUAUGUAUAUUGUUACGUAUAGCACGAUUCGAGUUAAACUUUUUUAAUUUUGAUUGAAGCAGAUUAUGUGUAUAUUAUUGGCAAGUGGGACCAUUUUUUUAACGUUUACUUAAGUUGUACUAAUUUUUCCUAACCCGCUUCUCAAAUAUACCUAGAAACGAUUAAUGAAUUUUGCAAUGUUGCCAACACUUGCUAAGGUGGUUAAAAAAAGUCAAAGUGUGAUUACCAUUUUUUAAAGUCCUCCUUUCAUAAUCGCCAGUAUGGAAGGUAGACUUAAAAUAGAGUUUAUUUACAUGUAUGCUUUUGUAUAAUUUAACUCUUGUUAUUGAAUAAAAAUAAACUAAAUUUUAUUAAUAA